CCAACCUCCUCUCCCGCAAAACUCGCCUCCACUUUUCUUCACCCUCCAAUCAAGUAUGGCCAAAGGAGGCAGCAAGCUAACAAAACUCAAAUCAGUUCUUAAGAAACUAAACUCAUUCAACAGCAAGUUGCAGCAAAGCCGCUCCACCGUAACCGCCUUAGGCGCCACCUCCGAUGAUCAGUACUCACCGGUCCACUCCGGCGAUCUCCAUCCCGUCUACGUCGGCAAGUCCCGCCGGCGCUACCUCGUCAGCUCCGAUAUCGUUGAUCAUCCGGUGUUCCGAGAGUUGGCUGGAAGGUCCGCCGACUCCAACGACGAAACUAUCAAUGUAUCGUGCGAAGUUGUGCUGUUCGAGCAUUUGCUCUGGAUGCUCGAGAAUGCCGAUCCCUAUACCGAGUCGCUGGAGGAACUCGUGGAGUUCUACGCCUGUUGACCUCACCUCCGAGAGGGUGAUAAACAUAAACAGAAAGAAAGAUUGCAGCAAAUGGGAGGUGUGGGUCCACCAUCUUUUAUGUUUGUCACGAAGAUCUUUUCCAAGUGAAGUACAGUUUGUAAAGUUGAUCCAAUCCCCCAACUUUUUACAUUUUACCAAUGUAAUUAAUUAUUUCUGCCAUUUCCAUUGAGCAUGAGUUUCAAACUCAAUGGAUUUUUUCUAAACCCCAACUUUUUCAUUUUAGUACCUGUAAAUCACUUCAAGGCUUGUUUAAAU
Carica papaya (papaya) is the source of this 709-nucleotide messenger RNA. RefSeq names its product SAUR-like auxin-responsive protein family. Gene Ontology annotation, biological process: response to auxin. The record is from RefSeq and is a predicted model, not a curated record. Lineage: Eukaryota; Viridiplantae; Streptophyta; Magnoliopsida; Brassicales; Caricaceae.